CAUUGAUGUGACAGCACAGAUUUUUUUCUGAAAUGUAUUGUCUCUUAAAAUAAGAUAUUGGUUUAUUCGUUUUAUGUCAUUUCAAAUUGGUUAGAUUAUUAUCGAUGUUACCUUCUGACAUAGAUGAUACAAUUGUAGAGAACAAAGCGGAAAUAGGCGAGAUGAUGCAAACUCUUCCGUCAGUCCAGGCAUGUCAGCUGUCUGUGGAGGAGACGACCCGUAUUCUAGAUGUGAACCUCAGUCAGGGCCUCGACAGGUCAGAGGUCACUAGGAGACGGGCUGUUCAUGGAUUCAACGACUUUGACAUAAACCAGGAAACUCCACUGUGGAAAAAGUACCUGGAACAGUUCAACAAUCCUCUUAUCCUGCUUCUACUGGGUUCUGCCGUGGUCAGCGUCUUUAUGAGGCAGUUUGAUGAUGCUAUCAGUAUCACUGUGGCGAUUGUGAUAGUUUCCACUGUUGCGUUUGUCCAAGAGUAUCGCUCGGAGAAGUCACUGGAGGCUCUGACCAGCCUUGUGCCGCCCAUGUGCCAUUGUUUACGCGAAGGUGUACACGAAUCCCGUCUAGCCAGAGAUCUGGUUCCCGGCGAUGUGGUUGACUUGAUGGUGGGAGACAGGGUACCAGCAGACCUCAGACUGGUUGAGGCAAAAGACCUCGCUAUUGAUGAGUCAUCCUUCACAGGAGAGACAGUUCCGAGUCCCAAGUCUGUGGCUACCCUGCCAAAGGACAGGUGUGUACCAGCCAGUAUUACCCAGAGGACAAAUGUGGCCUUUAUGGGGACCCUGGUGCGCUGUGGACGGGGACAGGGUAUAGUGAUAGGAACUGGCCACAACUCUGAGUUUGGAGAGAUCUUCAAGAUGAUGCAGAGUGAAGAGGCCCCAAAGACCCCUCUCCAGCGCAGUAUGGACGCCCUGGGCAAGCAGCUGUCUUUCUACUCGUUUGGUAUCAUCGGUGUCAUAAUGAUCCUGGGCUGGGUUCAGGGGAAAAACAUCCUUGAUAUGUUCAACAUAGGUGUCAGUCUGGCAGUUGCGGCCAUUCCUGAGGGUCUGCCUAUAGUGGUGACGGUCACACUGGCUCUGGGGGUAAUGAGAAUGGCCAAGAGGAAAGCCAUCGUGAAAAAACUGCCCAUUGUGGAAACUUUAGGUUGUGUAAAUGUGAUAUGUUCAGACAAGACCGGCACGUUAACCAAGAAUGAGAUGACUGUUACGCAUAUACAUGCCUCGGAUGGUACAUACGCUGAGGUGUCUGGUGUAGGUUACAACAGCGUAGGUGAAGUGAAGUGUAACGGCCACAUAGUGGACGAUCAAAGCUACCCCUCCAUAAGAAAGGUGAUAGAGAUUGGCUGUAUAUGUAACGACGCUGAGAUACAUAACAACCUCUUACAUGGUCAACCUACAGAGGGCGCCCUGCUGGCUUGUGCGUUAAAGAUGAACCUACACAACUUACAGAACCUGUACAUCAGGGUGGAUGAGACGCCGUUCUCCUCAGACACAAAGUUCAUGGCAGUACAGUGUACGCCAAGAUAUGGACAGAGCAAGGAGCUUAUCUACUUUGUGAAAGGGGCCAAUGAGCGGGUGUUGCAGAUGUGUACAAAAUUCCACAGCGAUGGUGGGAAUCUGCCCCUACAGGAACAACAGAGACAGAUAUAUAGAAAGGAGGAAUACAGGAUGGGCUGUAAUGGGCUCAGAGUGCUGGGUAUGGCGUAUGGGUCCAGCAUGCAGAGCCUGGCAUAUGUGGGUAUGGUGGGGAUAAUAGACCCGCCCCGCCCCGGAGUUCGGGAGGCUAUAAGUCUUCUUAUGCAGGGGGGUGUGUCUGUCAAGAUGCUGACUGGUGACUCACAGGAAACUGCAAAGGCUGUGGCAUCUCGACUGGGUCUGCACCAGGAAGGAGGGAGAACUCUGUCAGGCGAGGAAUUAGACAACCUUGACAUCGCACAGCUACGCUCUAUCAUCAGCCACGUGUACAUCUUCUACAGGGUAACCCCCAGGAACAAAGUCAAAAUUGUCAAGGCUCUUCAAGCUAAUGGCCAGAUUGUUGGAAUGACGGGUGAUGGUGUAAAUGAUGCAGUGGCCCUCAAGGCGGCCGAUAUAGGUAUAUCGAUGGGCAUGUCGGGCACAGAUGUAUCAAAAGAGGCAGCUGAUAUGAUCCUUGUGGAUGAUGACUUCUCGGUCACAUUGAGUGCCAUCGAAGAGGGCAAAGGGAUCUUUUACAACAUAAGAAACUUUGUGAGAUUCCAGCUUAGCACGAGUAUAGCAGCACUCUCCUUGAUCGCACUAUCCACCUUGUUUGACCUACCAAACCCCCUCAAUGCUAUGCAGAUACUCUGGAUUAACAUCAUCAUGGAUGGACCGCCUGCACAGAGUCUUGGUGUAGAGCCAGUUAACCAUGAUGUUAUACGCCAACCACCUCGCAAAGUGAAGGACCCGAUUAUCACCCGAUAUUUCAUAGUCAACAUUCUCGUGUCAGCAGCCAUCAUUGUAUGCGGAACUCUCUGGGUCUUCUGGAGGGAGAUGAGCGACAACAAGAUCACACCACGAGAUACGACCAUGACCUUUACAUGUUUCGUACUGUUUGACAUGUUUAACGCACUCAGUUGUAGAUCUCAGGAUAAGUCCGUAUUUGAGCUAGGACUCUUCACCAAUCGGAUGUUCCUGAUAGCAGUAGGUGGCUCUCUGAUUGGUCAACUGCUCGUUAUAUAUUUCCCGCCACUUCAGAAAACAUUCCAAACAGAGGCACUCUUCUUCUCAGAUAUCAUAUUUUUACUCGCACUGUCAUCCUCAGUGCUGAUAGUUUCAGAGAUUAGAAAACGUAUACAGAACGUUUUAGACAGGCGAAGGAAACAAAGAAACACGGAGGAAGAAUCCUACUUCUUUGUUUGAUGAUAGAACACUAAUGUAUUAAGGUCUGAGGAAAAUAGUUCUCUGAUUGUCAUUAAGAUUUUUGAAAAUGGGGGCAGGUAGGCAGAUUUACUUUUGAAUAAAAAGCAAUGUGGUAUUUUAAAAAUGAUUUUAUGUUGUUCCAUUUUUAAGCUGGUCUGGGUUUUUGUGGAAAUAGUGACAACGUAUUGUGACUGCCUUGGUGUGGGAGUCGGUGUUAGCAUUAUAAUCCUGGUCAGAGCUCUUAAAAUGUUCAAAAGAUAUUUAAAUGAAGCAUGUGAACAGGGGCAGUCUUGAAUAAAAAAACUGACACUAAGUUUGUCUGACCUAACGAUCAUUUAUUAUUGUGAUAUUUUGUGAUUUUAUGUAACAAUUUGAAGGGAUUUUGAAUGGAUAAGAAAGAUCACAUGAUAAUAAAAAGGCUCUAUUUGGGUCAGAUUUGGGAAAAAGAGGAGACAAAAAUGUAUGUUUGGAAACUUUUUUAUUUAUAAUAUCUCAUUGAAUUCUGUUUGGAACAAAAAUUGUUGUGUUAAAUGUGUGAAAUGGAAUUCAUGUUAACAUUUUUUUAAUCACGUAAAUAUUUGAAAACAUAUACAGGGUACAUACAUGUUCUUUUGCCAGUAUGUCAUUCCAAAUUUCAAAUGGAUUUGCACCCCAUAAAAAAGAUCAGGACAAUUUUAAGUUAUUGAAAGUUAUUUUUCUGUGAAUAAUUGUUGGAUACUUUAUCAUACCUAUGUUUUCAAUUAUUUUAAUAACUUCAGCUGAAGUUAUCUCAUGUUAUAUUCCAUAUGUGUUAUUUAUGACUUUAUAUUUGUGGUUAUUUAUUUAUAAAGUGUACUUGUUCUUUUAAAUGUAGACAUUUCAUAUAAAUGCUGUUUAUAUGUAUAGUUUCUACAUGUAAUUUUUGAUGAAUCAAUGCUCAAUUUUCUUAAAAAAAUAUUAGAAGAAACAAAUGCUGUUAAUAUUAUGUAAGCUUUUAUCCAAAUCACUCUCUUUUCAACAGGAUUCAAUUAAAAGCACCAUAUCAAAGUCAUGGCUGUAGUAUAUAUGUUAACUUUAAAGCCUAUUGAAACGUUUGAUGUUCAUAUAGAUUUUAAUUACCUGCAGCCAAACACAAAUCCCUAGCAGCCAAUUGUAUAAAAAUGGAUAAGAUACCCGGUGGUUAUCUUUUGGAUAAAUUCCUCAAAAAGCAUUUUAAUUGGUUGUCAAUAAUUAUUGAAUAAAAUAUCGACCAAUCAAUACUUAUUUCUGAUAACUUAAACCAAACUAAAGGAUUAACCAGUUUUAUACAAUUGCCUGCAAAUGUAUAACUUUACAUGCUGCUUAACUGAGGUUUUCAUUAGAACAUUAAAAUGGAACAAUGCCAUAAAAUUACACGAUAUCUUAUCUUGUAUGCACUUUUACCACAAGUGAAAUGUUUCUGUAUAGUGACAUCUUACUCUGAACAUAGUUCUCUUUUUCUUUUUAUAUCAUGCUUUUAAUUCAUUAAAAACGAUAUUUAAUUGGUAAAUCGUGCCAUGUUUUAGCUGAAUAAGGUUUUGCGUUAAAAUGAUAUCAUAACGUUAAUUCGUUACCGAUGUGUGUUUAAUUUGUUUGUUUUUUACAAUAAAACAGCUUAACAUUAUGUUCAAAUGGUGACUUUAACAGUAUAUAAUCCAAAGUUAAAUUUCAUUAAAUCAAAGAAAAACAUAAAAUGAAUUGUACAUAUUCAUAUGCAUAUAUUAUAUUAAAGUGUGUCUGCAAGAAAUGAUAACUGUAUUAUGAUUGUUAAUAAUUAUUUUAUAUGUAUAUUUUGAUGAAAUUAACACAUAAAUAGUGCUUACAAAUUUAUAGUACUAAGCAAUUUUAUUCUUGUAUUAGUAAAGGUUAUCUUACUUAAUUAUAUGUAGUUUGAAUCUUGAUUAGAAUAUUUUUUGAUGUUUCAUAAUUUCACAUGAUGACAUGUAUUCUUUGUCCCAUUUCUAUUCAUAUGAGGUAUGUGAAUCAUUUCAUGAAAUUUUAUGAAGUUAAUUUAACUGAUGCAACGCCAAUAUUGAAAGAUAAUAUAUGACAUAUAUGAAAGUUAUACCUUAGCUUUGAUCUGGCUAGUUUUAUUUUGAACUCUAAAAUUGAAAGAAAAUAACAUCCAAAAUAUAUUUUUUUUUACAUGUAUCGAAAUGAAGGCACUCAAACUUUAUUCAAAAGGUACAUAAAUUAUUGUAUGUUUUAGUAAUGGCAUAGCUGGUCUAGACUUAAUGUGCAGGCACCAAAUUAGGCCAUGUCCCCCUACAACACCCACAGCCAUCCACGCACAUUUUUGAAAAUAAGUGUGCUGAUGGAGAACACAUUUCCAUUGGUAUAACUGACUUAAUAUUUUUGUUUCUUACCAUUUCGACACAAAGAAUGUCAUAUUUGAAAAAUGUUGGGAUGUGCAGUACAGACCUGUUUUUCUUGCAGGAGUCAUGCCGCUGUUAAGUAUAGAUUAUAUUUCUGUGUAUUUGUAAAUCUUCAAUUUUCAUUAUUGAUUUGAAAAAUAAUGUAACACUAACAAACAUCAAUUUCCCUGGUGAAGCCAUUAUAAAAGUGCCAUGCAGCAUUUCAGAAUGAACAACAUUAUUUUUAUAUCAUGUAUAUGUUCGGUUAUUCAAAUUUAUUGUACUUACAAAUGGGAUCAUUAUUUCUAGCCACAUUGAAGAUAUUGGCACUUAGAUUCAUUAUUUCACUGUUAAUCACAGUUCAUGAUGUGUAUUGUACAACUCCCUAUUUAGGGUUAAAAUAAUUGUGGAAAUCUUUCAAUAAACUACAGGCUGUUUGUCGUUGACCCACUCACUGUCGGUGUGCAAUAGUUGUUCUUUGGCAUUGAAUAUAAUUUAAACAUUAAUACAUUACAUUCCUUAUUUUAAUGGUAGUCAGUAAACAUGAGAAUAUCCACCUCUUAAUUAUUAUUAUUUAUAUGUUCUGUAUGUUGAUAGUAUUAUCAAGUAAAACGUAACUAACUGUAUCAGAGUCCUUUACACAAAAGUCAAUAUAUAUUUGCCAUCCAAUAAAGUUAGGGUACAUUACUCUUUUUUUAAAUAAUAUUUUUUUAUUUCAUUGUUAAAUCAUCUGACGUAUAAUCACAUAAUCUUUUUUGACCUGUGUUUUUGUUGAUAUUUCGAAUUAAAGAAAUAAAUAACUGUUUUUUUAGUAUACACCUAUCACAAAUCCACACGCAAUACAUAUCGCAAAAUACGAAAGACAGUAAUCCACUCCAGUCCAAUACAGCCGUAUUACACUCUGCUGACGUCAUAUCAAAACAGAUAUCGUUGCGCGAUGUUAAAAUGAAGUUAGAAAACAAAAUAGUGCGACAGCAAAAUGACAUUUAUUAUGAAAACAUGUGAUGUAUCCAGUAAUGGUUAAAAUAAAGGGGUUAUAAAUAGUGCAUUUUGAUCCUGAAUGUUGUUUUCGAUUUUGAUUUAUUUUGGCUUGGAAAACCGAGUGUGCAAAAAUCUAAUCGAGUCGAAUAAAAUCACUGGGAACAAAACUCUAUACCUAAAGCCUUAUUGCAUUAGACCUCAUAAACUCUUCUUAUUUACCUUCUUACUUAGUGACAAAAAACUGUUAUAAUUAUCUACGUAACAUAAUCAUCUAGUAACUAAUAUAUUAUUUAUUGAUUAUGAAUGCAUACUGAUCAACAUUUAGUUGUUUGCAGUGUUGUCAAGUCCCUUAUCAUGAUGUACAUCAAAGGCUUAGCACUAGACUUGUAAUGCCUUCUAUUUUACUAUAUUGAGUUACAACGAUCUGGCAUUAAGCCCGCAAUAUGUAACUUUCAGCCUGUUUUCACUUGCUGUUUUGAAAAUAUUCUAUAAAUGAUAUGAUCUU
Molecule: messenger RNA, 6716 nt
Organism: Mya arenaria
Lineage: Eukaryota; Metazoa; Mollusca; Bivalvia; Myida; Myidae
Product: calcium-transporting ATPase type 2C member 1-like
Exons: 23
Coding region: 105-2879 (924 amino acids)
Biological process (GO): calcium ion transmembrane transport; intracellular calcium ion homeostasis; manganese ion transport
Cellular component (GO): plasma membrane; Golgi membrane; endoplasmic reticulum
Molecular function (GO): ATP hydrolysis activity; P-type calcium transporter activity; ATP binding
Source: RefSeq, a predicted model, not a curated record